Trichoderma virens Gv29-8 is the source of this 588-nucleotide messenger RNA. RefSeq lists its product as uncharacterized. NCBI's taxonomy places the organism in Eukaryota, Fungi, Ascomycota, Sordariomycetes, Hypocreales, Hypocreaceae. Bases 1 to 588 code for a protein of 195 amino acids. The transcript has 2 exons. The record is from RefSeq and is a predicted model, not a curated record.
AUGUAUAUCCACCUCUUUCUCGCACAGCUUAUAUGCCUCGCGAGUGUCGUAGUCGCAAACAACUACUUUACCCUCACACUUCAUGCGCCCAAGUACGCAUUUCUCAACGGCAAAAUUAUCAACGCUCGGGAUAAAUCUUUUAUUGUCGGCGCUCUGGCCCCCAGCACACGCUGCGGCCUCAGUGAUCCUGCCCAGUGUCCGGCUGGCGAUACUACCCUCAUCAACAGCGACAUGUCGUUUCUUGCUUCUGCGGCUCCUGGAGGCCAGUUCAUCUAUGUCGCUCCAGAUGGCUCCAUCAGUUAUCCCUCUGCUCACUCAACUUUGCGUCCUCCGGGUGCCCAAGUCGGCGGCUUUUACUCAUACCCAGCCCCAUUUGAUAAUGGAGAAUCCGUAAAUGUUCUCAACUGGCGGUCGAAUGAUGGUACGACUGGCUUAUGGGCGUGCCCUGUUUCUCCCGGAGCGCCUGUUGCGUACCAAGCCGUGCUCAAGGCGGCAACGGCACGAUUCAACGGCCUGGGGUGUCUCGCUGUUGAUGGCAUUAGUAUUCAGCCAGCUGGUAGUUCUUUUGGGGCCUGGGAGUAUACAUAA